AUGGCUUCAUUCCCCGAAUCCGAUCUGCAAACAUGUCCACUUUGCAAGGAACUGUGCGGGUCUUCUGCUCCGAUCUCCUCCAACUCGUCUACCUCCUCAUCCUCGUCUCAGACCUCCAGCUCCUCUACCUCAUCUGCCCGAAGGCUCCAUGUUCUGCCCUGCCUCCAUGCCUUCUGCAGGCAGUGCUUGGAGGGGCAGCGCAACCCCGGGGACCCCUCCAAGCUGCGGUGCCCUACCUGUGACCAAAAAGUCUCAAUCUCCGAGUCCGGGGUGGACUCUCUGCCAUCGUCCAAUUUCCUCUUCAGCAACCUGUUGGACGUGGUGGUGUCGUCCGAAGAGCAGAACAAGAACGGCUGCAGGAGCGGUGGCUACCACCACCCCCACGGGGGCCUGCACCGUCUCCACCGCCUCGGGGACCCCCACUGCAGCUCCUGCGACGAAGGAAACCCUGCUACCUCCCACUGCCUGGACUGCCAGGAGUACCUCUGCGACAACUGUGUUCGCGCACACCAGCGAGUCCGCCUGACCAAAGACCACUUCAUCGAACGGCUGAUGGAGACCCUGCACCUGGCCAACCGCACCAGCAACUCCAGUACCCCCGUCACGCUCUCCCAGUCCUUCCAUUCGAACUACCCGCUGCUGCCCAUCUUUCAGGAUAGGAUGAGCUUCUGCCAGCACCAUGACAACGAGGUGUUCCGGUUCUUCUGCGACACGUGCUCGGUGCCCAUCUGCAGAGAGUGCAGCGUGGGCCGCCACAUGGGACACAGCUUCAUCUACCUCCAGGAUGCUGUCCAGGACUCCCGCGCCAUCACCAUCCAGCUGCUCGCAGACGCACAGCAGGGCAGACAGGCCGUGCAGCUGAGCAUGGAGAAAGUGCAGGCCAUCGCUGAGCAGGUGGAGAUCAAAGCAGAGGCGGUGCAGACAGAGGUGAAGGCCAUGGCACUGAAGCACAAGAAGGCCCUGGAGGAGCGCGAGUGUGAGCUACUGUGGAAGGUGGAGAAGAUCCGGCAGGUGAAGGCCAACUCUCUGUACCUGCAGGUGGAGAAGCUUCAUCAGAACCUGAGCAAGCUUGACAGCACCAUUGCGGCAGUGCAGCAGGUCCUGGAGGAAGGUCGCAACAUGGACAUCCUGCUUGCCCGCGAGCGCAUGCUGGCCCAGAUCCAGGAGCUGAAGAGCCUGCGGGGCUUGCUGCAGCCCCAGGAAGAUGACCGCAUAAUGUUCACACCACCAGACCAGGCGCUCUUCAUUGCCAUCAAGUCUAUGGGCCUGAUCAGCAGCGGUGCCUUCGCCCCUGUCACCAAGGCCACGGGCGAAGGCCUGAAGGGGGCGCUGAAGGGGAAGGUAGCCUCCUUCACCGUGGUGGGUUACGAUCACGACGGCGAGCCCCGGCUGUCUGGCGGCGAUGGCAUCUCAGUGGUGGUGAUGGACGUGGAUGGUAACCUGUCGGUGGCUGAUGUGUCGGACCACCAAAAUGGCACAUACACGGUGAGCUACCUGCCCAAGACCGAGGGCGAGCACCUCCUCUCAGUGUUCAUCUGCAACCAGCACAUUGAGGGGAGUCCCUUCAAAGUGCUCGUCAAGGCUGGCCGCAACUACGGGGGCGUAGGCGUGCCGAUGGCCUCCUUUGGAGGGGAGGGUGAAGGGGAUGGCCAGCUGUGCCGGCCCUGGGGCAUCUGCGUCGACAAGGAGGGCUACGUAGUUGUGGCUGACCGCAGCAACAACCGCGUGCAGAUCUUCAAGCCUUGCGGAACCUUCCACCAUAAGUUUGGCACCCUGGGCUCCCGCUCUGGGCAGUUUGACCGGCCUGCCGGUGUGGCCUGUGACUCCCAGAGGAGGAUCAUCGUGGCUGAUAAAGACAAUCACCGUAUCCAAAUCUUCACCUUUGAGGGUCAGUUCCUUCUGAAGUUUGGGGAGAAGGGAAGCAAGAACGGACAGUUCAACUACCCAUGGGACGUGGCCGUCAACUCUGAGGGGAAGAUUCUGGUCUCUGACACCCGCAACCACCGCAUCCAGCUCUUCGGGCCUGACGGGGCAUUCCUGAACAAGUACGGCUUUGAGGGGGCCCUCUGGAAGCAUUUUGACUCGCCCCGGGGCGUGGCUUUCAAUCACGAGGGACACCUGGUAGUGACAGACUUCAACAAUCAUCGGCUGCUGGUGAUCCGGCCGGACUGCCAGUCGGCCCGCUUCUUAGGCUCCGAGGGCACAGGCAACGGGCAGUUCCUUCGUCCACAGGGGGUCGCUGUCGACCAGGAGAACCGCAUCAUUGUGGCGGACUCCCGCAACCAUCGGGUCCAGGUGUUCGAACCCAAUGGCAACUUCUUAUGCAAGUUUGGCACUCAGGGUAAUGGCUUUGGGCAGAUGGAUCGCCCAUCCGGUAUAGCCAUUACACCUGAUGGUGUAAUUGUUGUUGUUGACUUUGGAAACAACCGAAUCCUCAAGUUCUGA
Conger conger (European conger) is the source of this 2445-nucleotide messenger RNA. RefSeq names its product E3 ubiquitin-protein ligase TRIM71. The record is from RefSeq and is a predicted model, not a curated record. Gene Ontology annotation, molecular function: protein binding; ubiquitin protein ligase activity; zinc ion binding. Lineage: Eukaryota; Metazoa; Chordata; Actinopteri; Anguilliformes; Congridae. The coding region runs from base 1 to 2445 and encodes 814 amino acids. Gene Ontology annotation, biological process: proteasome-mediated ubiquitin-dependent protein catabolic process; protein polyubiquitination. The transcript has 4 exons.